This is a messenger RNA of Cylicostephanus goldi, 465 nucleotides long. Lineage: Eukaryota; Metazoa; Nematoda; Chromadorea; Rhabditida; Strongylidae. The record is from the annotation of a GenBank genome assembly.
CGUAGAAGUGAGCGUCCAGAAUCCCCUUUAGUUGCUAACGGUCCACCAACUGAAAGCACCACCAGCACGGCUACAGUGAACAUGAAAAAUGAUGAUUUCACUCCCGUUAGACGCGCUGGUGAAGCGAAGAAAGAACAAACUCGUGUAUGGGCGUGGGGUUCAACAGGAGAGGAGAAAUGGAAUCCAGAUAUGGAGAUUGGCAUGGAUUGGAAAUCUUUGGUCAGAUCUGCACUGCUUCCAAUCACCACAGACUACUUCCCUGAUGGCUUGACUCUUCUCAAGGACUAUCUCUAUACCGAACAUCAGAUUUCUGUUGUUAAUGAUCAUGGCUCGAGAGCGAAAAUGGACAUAAAUCAGCUAUCGCGACUGGUCUUUGAUCAGCUGAUUUGUCAACGGUUGCAACGUGGUUUUCAGAUUAUUCUAAUGUCGAAGCCCUUGAUUCACGUGAGUUUAGCUACACUUUAA